UGGGAGAAUCCAACAAGGGGUGAGUGAAGGAGAGGAGGUCAAGUACCGAGAGAGUAAAAGCUGGGAAAACUGAUUGGCUAACAGGUUGCAGGUGUGAGAAAAGAGAGAGAGAAGAGGAGAGAGAGAGAGAGAGAGAGAGAGAGGGGGAAAGUACAGGAAAAAUUAAUCAGACCUCAUCAAAAAACAACUAGGCACAAGGAAUAAUUAAACAUUUUUAACUAAGAAAGGACUGAACUAAAAUAAAGCGGAAACGAGGAUUGCCUGAUCCAAAAUAAGAGACUAAGGAAUACAGAGCCAAAAAUAUAACUACAAACAAACCCAUGAAAAAAAAAAAAAAAAAUAACCCAGCAUCCUGAUAGUCGCAGCAUAAACGUCAUUCCUCCACCCAGCUCCGACGGACGCACCGGCGAAAACGUAAACUGCGCAGAACAUUCAAACUUUGUUUUUGUUUUCUCACUGCUCCGACUAGUUUGAGAAUUUAAAAUGUAAAAUUCCUCUUGAAUAAAUAUCCGUACCCGAACGCCAAAGUUUCUUUCGCAAACUGUGUGCGUGGUCGGACUCAAAAACCCGACGCAGCGAGCGAAACCUUUAGACUCCGACGCUCGGUAGAGACUCAAGGAGUACCAAAAAAAAAAAAAAAAAAAAACCGCGUCACCGUGCUCGAAGUCAGAAGGGACGCCGACGGUCUGCUGCUGUCCGGUCACAGCAUGAGCGGCACGGAGGAGGAGCGCUGCUGCGUGGAGUCCCUCCGGGCAGUGAAACGUGCUUUGGAGGAGAGGGGCGCAGGUCUGGAGCAGGCAUCCCGGAUGGCGCAGCUCAGGUGGAACAGGAGGGAGCAGCUCCUGGUGGCUCAGGUGGCGACGCUGCAGAACGAAGCUCAGCUCGCCGCCUUCACGUAUCAGCAGAGAUUGAAGCGAUACUUGCUGCACAUCAGCAGCAUCGCAGAACAGAUCGCUGGAUACUGUAAGAGUGAUUCCAGUACAGCCGCUGACAUGCAGACACACACGUCAGACCAUUCAACGACAGGAAAGCCGCAGAAAACUGUUGAGGAGCGUCAGAUAUCUUCUGAGACACUGCUGGUACUGCAGAUAGAGGAGUUGAGACAAAAAGGUUUGCAGACUCAUCGUGCAGCUUGAUGUUGCUUCCUCCUACUCUAUUUCACAUACAGCUCAUUUGUUUUCUUCUGUAUGUUGACUCUGGUAUCCCAGUCUGAGGGUUUCAGCAAUCUCUCCUCACAUCCUGUCAUUUCUUAUUUUCACUGGCGUUUCCAGUGUAUAGGGGGUUGUGAAUGCCAAACUGUUUCUUCAUUGCACAACCUAGUUCAUUGGCAGAAAAGCUGUCGGUAUAAGAUAUUGUCUUACUAAAACUCUUGGCUCUGUUUAAACAACUUCAGCUUAAUCCAUUUGACCCGAGGGUUCUCUGCCACUCUCCCAGUGGUCUGGCACCAAAUGUUUUGGCAUUAGACCGCAAUGUUGCAAUUAAUCAAUGACUGCAGAGGGAUAUGCUUUAGAAGUUUAGUGCUGUUUGUUCUCUCAGAAGCAAAGCAGACUGAAAAUUUGGGCUUCUCAAAAAAUAAGUAUUACUAAGAAAACUUAUGACAGAACUCGCUCACAUCUGUGUUACAGCCUUCAUUAUAAUAGGGGUGUGUGUUGAUUUUAAAGGUGUUUAGGAUACAUUUACAGGAAGGUACAAAAAGGUCAAAUGGGUUUGAAAAUUCGUUUUCUGAGCAUAUUCAUGGAAAGUCAAGUGGAAGAAAAAUGUGUCUUAAGCUCUGUGACUGAAAUUUGUAUUUAUUGAGGUCCACAUGUAUGGAAAAUCAGAUAUUAGUUGAUUACUUGGGGUGGCUAUAUUAGUAGUUAGCCUGUAGUUUGGUGCUUUACAGAUACAGCUUACCAAAUGUACUAUCUUCACAGUUAUACAAGUGACUCAUGUCAUUACUAAUUUCUAUUCCAUGCUGUCCCUAUUAUCAUAGUAAGACUUUCCUCAAACUAUGUAGAAUACAUUACUUUUAAAUUGAAAUUAAAGCUUUCUAUGCAACUUCAGAGUCCAUAAGGAUCCAUAUGUGCAGAGCAGAAGAAACAAAGUAAAAAUAUUACAUUUUAAGUAAAAAAAAAAGAUUUAAAACUGUUGAUAUAAUAUUGUGGACAUCUUCAUAGUUUAGGUUUGAGAACAAAAUAGUCGCUCUCAGUGAUGACAUUUUGUUUGUUCUUUUGGUUUUGAAAACGUGUUUCCUAACUCCAUUGUGAACUUUUUUUUGUGGUUACCUAAAACCUCUCUUCUUUUGCCAUGCAAUUAAAAGGUGGGACAGAUGUAAUUGCUGUGAUUUUUGGUUGUUGCAGAAAUAUAUUAAACCUCCCACUCUGGCAGCCAAAUCUAAUAUUAGCUCCUACUUUAGAAAGCCAAAAGGUUUCCAUUAUUAUUCCCUGGCUAGGAUCGGUGUUAUGUUUGGGCUGCUGUUGAGGGUGGAUAAGUUUAAUUGUGGUAAUGCUCACUUAAAGUGUUCCACUAAUUACCUACAGCAUGCUGUGAGUGCAACUGGCUCACUUUUGAUUAAUGUGGAAAACCGCUCUCUUUCCUGCCAAACGUGGGCAUUAGAAGCCGCUAUCUAUUUUCAGCAAUCCUGCUACUCAACUGUAAACUCUUCUCUAAUGCAUCUUUAAUGGCUUUGUCACUGCCUUCUGCUUUCCAGAUUGACUUUCCAGUUCUUAGGAAAGCUGUCUUGGAGAGAAUAAAAUAAAAGUUGCAAUGUUUGCCGGAGAAGUUAUUAGCCUGGACAACAGAAAUGAAUCGCUUGUCAAGAUCCCCAAGACAGUUAUGGAUUAUCAGAGUUGUGCCAAACCAUUGAGAGAGUGGCAGAUAUACCCUGGUCCACCUUACUGCAGCACACAGACAGCAUGCUAAUGUGCAAUCACAUGGCUGGUGUGGUUGUGUGUUAUUGAUCACAGAUCUGUACAUAUCUGAUUCCAUAUUUUUGUUUCGUUUUCAGUUUUUGUGCUUGUUGAAAGCAAUUUAUUUUAAUAAAAGCUACCAUAUUUUUCG
Messenger RNA from Poecilia latipinna (sailfin molly), 3039 nucleotides. Its product is annotated as PDZ domain-containing RING finger protein 4-like. NCBI's taxonomy places the organism in Eukaryota, Metazoa, Chordata, Actinopteri, Cyprinodontiformes, Poeciliidae. The record is from RefSeq and is a predicted model, not a curated record. The transcript is spliced from 3 exons. Bases 708 to 1136 code for a protein of 142 amino acids.